UCUAUUAUCUACUUAUUUUAUUAUCGCAAUAUAUUUUUCGGCCGUGCCUAAUGUUUAUUUCAAUAAUUUAUGUGUAUGUGUGGAGAGGAGUUAGUUUGCAAGAAAUGCCCCCUUCCCCCCACCCCCGCAACGCGCAAGCGCUCGGGACCGUGUGGGAAUGGUCGGUCCGCGAACUGGGGGUUGGACCGCUCCGAGCGAAACAGCGCAAAAGAGUUUUAAAUGUCCGCCAUGUUGUCCAUGGCGCACUGAACCAACGAUAGGGAGCGGAGCGUCGGAAAAAAACAGUCCGAGAGAGAGCGACCAAGAUCCGGGCCUUCCCCCGGCUCCGUUGGCGACGCCCUAAAUACAAGCUACAACCAUUCGAACGUUAGAAUAGAGAUUAACCGCACAGAAACAUCCAUGAAAGCUCCACUCGGUACCGUUUUGAAUAUUAGGAGAUCGGAUAGAUUUAUAUUGCAUCUCGAAUUGUGAAAAAUGAGUAAAUUGUCGUUUCGGGCACGGGCGCUGGACGCUUCCAAGCCACUACCCGUCUUCCGUUGUGAGGAUUUACCCGACCUACACGAAUAUGCAUCCAUUAACCGGGCAGUGCCGCAGAUGCCUACGGGGAUGGAGAAAGAAGAGGAAUCGGAACACCAUCUCCAGCGGGCCAUCUCGGCGCAGCAGGUAUAUGGCGAGAAGCGGGACAACAUGGUCAUCCCGGUCCCCGAGGCGGAGAGCAACAUCACCUACUACGACUCCCUCUACCCUGGGGACUACAAGAUGCCAAAGCAGCUAAUUCACAUACAGCCUUUCAGCUUGGACACAGAGCAGCCCGACUACGACCUGGACUCGGACGACGAGGCGUUCGUCAACAAGCUGAAAAAGAAGAUGGAGAUCAGCUUCCUGCAGUUUGAGGAGAUGAUCGACCGGCUGGAGAAAGGCAGCGGACAGCAGCUGGUGAGUCUUCCUGAGGCCAAACUGCUGCUGAAGGAGGACGACGAGCUCAUCAAGGAGGUCUUCGACUACUGGAGCCGGAAGAGGAAAAACAGCAAGGCCAACUCACUCAUCCCCAACGUCAAGCAGGAGAAGCGGGACGGCUCGAGCACCAGUGAUCCCUACGUGGCCUUCCGACGGCGCACGGAGAAGAUGCAAACCAGGAAGAAUCGUAAGAACGACGAGGCGUCCUACGAGAAGAUGCUGAAGCUACGCAGGGAUCUCAGCCGAGCCGUCACCAUCCUGGAGAUGAUCAAGAGGAGGGAGAAGAGCAAGAGAGAGCUGCUGCACCUCACACUGGAGAUCUUUGAGAAGAGAAACGUCAUGUCAGACUUUGGUGGCGAGGUGAUGGCAGAGGUUCUGGCUGAGCGGGCACUGGUGAGGCCGCAGAUCAUUCCCCUGGUCCCCCUCACCAACCAGUACAGACACCAGGACCACAUGGACCUCAAGGACUACAAGUCCAAGCCCGAGAAGAUGGAAGUUCCCCGGCAGAAGAGGAAGUACGAGAAGAAGCAGAAGGUGCUGCCUCUGUCGUCGGGCACCCCCCACCAUCCGGGUCCCGCUGUCUUCAAUGCCAAGGACCUCAACCAGUACGACUUCCCCAGUUCGGAUGACGAGCCCUUCUCCCAGCUGCACUCAGGCUCAUCAGAAGCAGAGGAGGAGAACGAUCCAGAUGGCGCCUACGCCUUUCGCAGGAAGGCAGGCUGCCAGUACUAUGCUGCUCGUCAGGAUCGUGUGGGUAGCUGGCCGUGGUGUGGUCCUUGGGAGGGCGGUUUGGCAGAAGCUCGCUUUCGCUACAGUCUCACCACGCUCACCGUGCCGCGGCGCUGCCUGGGCAUGGCGCGACGACGCGUGGGACGAGGCGGCAGGGUGUUGCUGGACAGGGCGUACACAGACUUUGACAAUGUUUUCCACGGACUGGAUCCAGAAAUGCUCGACCUGCCUCUUCCCCCCUCUUCCCCUCCUCCCACAGCUACUUCACGCUCGCCGGCCAUCGACAAGUUUGCCAGUACCUCAGAAACAAAUACCUCGGACAGAAGUUCCUCCUCCUUCAACUCCUCUCUUUCCUCUUCCUCCCCAUCUUCCACGGACCUCAGUCAGAUACUGUUGAAUAUAAAGUCGUGCCGAUGGAGGCACUUUAGACCACGGACACUACCACUACAUGAGCUGGAUAACGCCCACCCGCUAUUCAGGAGGUUGAGUCGAGGCCUGAAGCGCCCGGUCUCUGCCUCCACAGCCGGGGGACAGCCCUACGGCUCUCAACGCCCGGGGAGGGUUGUCCCUGCGCCCUCGCCCAUUGCUGCUUUCACAGCCGAACAGUACCAGCAGCAUCAGGAGCAGCUGGCCCUGAUGCAGAAACAGCAGCUGGAGCAGAUCCAGCUGCAACAGCAAGCCAACAGCACCGCCACUGCCAACAGCACACAGGGUCUGGCGAACACGUUGGACCAGGCCAGCGCUCAGUUCGCCGCCUCAGCCCUCGUCACCGCCGACCAACUGCUGGCUCUAAAAACCAAGGAGGAGCUAGCCCUGGGAGGCGGAGUCAAUGGCGUCCUCUCCCCCUCAGGUGUCUAUAAGGGCUUGCACCUCUCGAGCACAGCGUCCCCAUCCCCCGCCGCCCCGGCUCCUCCCACCACUACCCCGACACCGGCCCUACUCCACCCCUGCACCGCCGCCACCACCACCACCAGCUCCACCUCCGCCACCAGUAACAACAACGGCACCGCCCACCCUGCCAACUCCACCACCACUAACACCGCCACCACUCAGGUCCUGCUGGGAAACAACAACAACAACAGCCUCCGUCUGGGUGUUCCCACCGGCAAGCGUGUCCACGCACCCCGGACACUGAGCGCCACCAUGCCAACAUCCGCCUUAAAGUUCCCCCACGCAACCGCCAACUGUCAGAAACCCAAGGUCGCUACGGCCUCAGCCUCGCCGCUGGACAUAGUGCCCAGGGAGAAUCACGAACAAGACAAGCCAGCACUAAACAGUCUAUCAGAGAACACAGUGGCCAUGGAGGUUACGUAGCCUUGCGUACGCAGCGCGGGGGAAGCGUGACUCCUUUAUUAUUAUUUUUGUUGUUGUUGUUGUUUUUGUUUUGUUUUUGUUUUUUUUUUUUGUUUUUUUUAGGUGCUAUGCAUCAUUUUUUAGUCGUGAAUGCAAGUGGUGGCGGCGGAAUGAGCACGGCAAGGCUGGGUUUCCAUGGCAACCGUUUUGGGACUUAAUUGCAAUGCUCGUCUCGUACAAUUUUUUUCUCUCUCUCUCUUUCUCUCUAUCUUUCUCCCUCACACACCUCCCCACCCCCCCAUUUGUUACUGUUAAUAAGAGAUCGUCUGUAAAUUCUUAAUAUGGCAAUUAUAUGUACAGUACUGCAUAUUUGUAAUACCCCCGCCCCACAUGCCCACUCCUGCCCCUCCCCCCUCCCUCCUUCCCUGCCUCUCUCUCCCAAACCUCCCCUCCCUCCCCCGUUCUUGUAUAUAACAUUACUUGAAUACAGAAUUGUUCAUUUGUGAUGUUUUGCACUCAAGAUAUUAAAAAAAACAAGAUAAAAAAAUUAAAAUUAAAAAGAGAAAACGACAAACUGCAACUGGUGCGAGAGUAUGAGGAGUGAAAGUUGUACCACAGAAAAAUGUAUGUCAUCACAUGCAUGGUGCGGAACCUGCUGUUUGAUCUAUUUAUUGUGCCGUGUUUACAAAGGUUUUUUUUUUCUUUUCCGUUCAUGUUUAUUCUUUUUAAAAAAAAACCCCCCCCCUUUUUUUUUUUUUUUCUUUUUUUUUUUUUUAAUACACUGUACCCCUCACUGGUUCCCCCGUGCUGUAGUCAGUGUUUAGCUAGAUUUAAACAACCCCUGUAUUUUUUUUAUUUUAUUUUAUUUUUUGGAUGUUGUGAACAUGGCUGGGGGAGUUCGCCCCGUUUUUUCUGUUUCGUGGGCGCCCUCCCUCGAUGUUCCCAUGUGUCAUGUUAAAUCUAUGGAGACAUGCUUUCAUACAGAUUCAGGCGCAGGGCAGUAGAAGAAGAAGAGGAGGAGGAGGAGGAGGACAGGUGUGAAGUUGUUUGUUGUAGGCAUCAGUUUGUCAGUGGGUUAAUCAGUUUCCACAAAGCUCUUCCAUACGUAUAUUAUUCCUGAGACAAGUAACAAAACAAUGGGGAUGAAGACUCUUUCCCAGAAGACUUUGCUGCUUCUGACUUAUCUAAGCACUAUAUAAUUUGUUUUUUUAAUUGAUUGAUGCUGCUUUUGUAUGAUUUUGGCCUCUGGUUUACACCAGGUGGCUUUAUUUUCUUUUUGUUUCUCUAAAAGAUAAUCCCCCACAUCUGCCCUCAUCAUUUUUUAAAUAAAUAUUUUUGUAUCUCCCACUUUUUUUUUUUUUUUAAUUUUCCUCACAAAAGACUUCAUUCUUUUGUUACUUGUUGAUCAAAAAAAAAACUAUAAGGGAGUAAAAAAAAUGCAGUAACUGACAUUUAUUAUCAUUCCAGCUUCUACAUAAUAAGGAAGAAAACAUGUAUGAAUUGAAAAAAAAAAAGAUAAUAAAGAUCGUUUUCUCUACUUUUAAAACUCUCCAGAAGGCUGAAAGGCCAUGAACCACAAGUUAUCGGGUGCCUUCAUUUGGGAAAAAAAGUAAAAACCUAAAAAAAAAUCGCUCUCUUCUGUGAAGAGUUUGGUACUGAACAAGGCUACUUGUAGUUUUUCUUUGUCUGUACCACAAUCCCAAUGCCCAUUCCAGUGGCCCAGUUGAUUCAUGAGUUGUUUUUUUUGUUUGUUUGUUUUUUUGUAGUCUCUUCCACCACACACACACACAAACACACACACACUCAUGGGAAAGACUAAAAAUCCUCUUGAAUUGUCACAAAAUGAAAUAAAAAUCCAGGGCAUUA
This is a messenger RNA of Lates calcarifer (barramundi perch), 4845 nucleotides long. RefSeq names its product enhancer of polycomb homolog 1. The transcript has 14 exons. Gene Ontology annotation, cellular component: piccolo histone acetyltransferase complex. Lineage: Eukaryota; Metazoa; Chordata; Actinopteri; Centropomidae. The coding region runs from base 475 to 3000 and encodes 841 amino acids. Gene Ontology annotation, biological process: regulation of transcription by RNA polymerase II. The record is from RefSeq and is a predicted model, not a curated record.